Messenger RNA from Benincasa hispida (wax gourd), 3890 nucleotides. Lineage: Eukaryota; Viridiplantae; Streptophyta; Magnoliopsida; Cucurbitales; Cucurbitaceae. The record is from RefSeq and is a predicted model, not a curated record.
UAUUCAGUUUCAUCCUCUUUUUAGUCCUCACAAGAUUUGAAACCUAUUCUUAUUUAUUCCGUCUUUAGAUUUCUACUACUGUUUUCCUCUUGUUAUUCAUUUUUCAAUUGUUACCAAGUUUAGUUCUGAUUUUCUAAUACGUGGCAAGUGCUAUAGUACACAAGUGUGAAAAGAUAGCAUAGAAAUUUAAUGAUAAACACUAAAAAAACUUAAAAGACUUCAAAUGGAAUGGAUUAUAUUAUUGACUUCCCCACAUAUGGUAAAAGAAAGACAUGAAAUGGGAGGAAAUAUUUUAUCUUUAAAUUUAAGAGUAAAAAUAAAAGAAAAAAAAAAACUGUUUAAGAUAAAAUAUUCAAGAACUUGGUUUAAGAUAAAACUUUGUGAGCCAAGAAAUGGGCCUACACAAAUACAUAUAUUUUUGAAAAGAGCGCCAAAGAAUUUGGCGGUUUUCUCUUCCUGUGUUAAACGACGUCGUAGCGGGUAUACACCGAGAUUCCUGUACGCCCAAGCCCAUCGUCGUUAUUCUUCGUCUUCUUCCUUGGGCAACGUGAUCAGGGUUUUACACCUCUGUGAAUCCCAUUUUUCUUCUCCCGUCGCCAUGGACUCUCUUGGGAGACUGCAACACUGCCACCACUCCCUUCACCUUCCCCUGGACCACUUACCGUGGUUUUCAAAACCAGUAUCUAAACUUAGCUUCAGAACCCGGCUGUCAGUACAGUCGCCGUCGUUCAAAUCAUCAUCCAUCAGAGCAUUUUCCCCAUCCCUGUCGUCCUCCUCUGACUCAGUUUUCCAAACUCCGCGACGGACGAGGCCCUCGUUUCCCCAAAUUCUAGACCCCAUUUCCUCAUCAAUCCUCAAAACCACCUGCGUUACUUUCACCGCGGUCGCCGCUUUGUUUUUUAUGCGGUUUUGCGGGAAACGUGCUAUUGCAGCUCCUAUUCCUCCGCCUACGGUGGAACCUGUGAAGGAAUCGACGGAGGACGAAGCUUCUCAUGAAGAAAAAGAGAGGGUACUUGAAGAACAAUUGGUGAAAAAUCCAAAUGAUGUUGAAGCUCUUCGAUCGCUCAUGGAGGUAAGAGUUAAGGCUCGGAAGUUUCCUGAAGCUGUUAAAAUUCUAGACCGUUUAAUUGAACUUGAGCCCGAUGAUUUAGAAUGGCUAGUGUUGAAGGCCAACGUUCAUAGUCAUGUGGGUAACUCUGAAUUGGCGAGAAAGGAGUUUGAGAAAAUUUUAGUGAAGGAUCCUUUUCAGGUUGAGGCCUAUCAUGGGCUUGUAAUGUUGACAGAGACAUCAGAUACUGAUUCAUUGAAGGCGAUUCUGAAAAGGAUUGAAGAAGCAGUGGAACAUUGCAAGAAACAUAAAGGGAAGUCGGAGGAAAGGGAUUUUAAGCUUUUGAUAGCUCAGAUUAAAGUUAUGGAAGGAAGUUACUCUGAAGCAUUGAAAGAUUACCAGGAACUUGAGAGGGAAGAACCGAGGGAUUUUAGGCCAUACUUGUGUCAGGGAAUUCUUUAUUCUCUGCUUAGGAAGAAUGAUGAGGCUGAGAAGCAAUUUGAGAUAUUUCGAAGGCUUGUUCCAAAGAACCAUCCCUACAAAGAAUAUUUUGAUGAAAACAUGUUUGCAACCAAGCAUUUCGUACAGCAGUUUGAGAGGGAUGCAGCAGCUUCGAAUAAUUGAUUGUCUUUUUAAUAAUAACUUCAUAACUUUCUGGUUCUAUGCCUGAUGGUUUUGUUGCUUCAUCGUUGUAAUCUAGCUCCAGUUUUUGUCAAAUUUGGUUGAAAUUAAGGGAUGGAAGGUAAAUAUGUUGUUAUUCCCAUGUUAUGGAGUUUGAUGAAUGUAGUUUAACUGAAGUUGCUCUCUGGAUCCCAUUUUUCACACUGCACAUGCCUUGGUGUAUUGAAUUGCAUAUGUCUAAUCAAAGUACUUUUUAGUAGGUGAACUUCCUCUAUCCAUGAUGGAUUUUAGUGUGAACGAAAUGUACAACCCUGAAAAAAAACCAAUGUGUUUUGGAUCCGGUUAGAUAAGUUUCUGGCUUGUUCAAAGGUGUAUCAUUUUGUAAGUUUGAACUUUGAAUUUCUUUUUUAAAUCUUAACUAGCUGGACAUUAAAUUUGACUGCAGCUCUGUAUCUUCUUUCUAAUAGGCUGACUGAUGAAUAUAAUGAAUUGCUGUUCUUCUUUCAUUAUUGUUUCUUCCACUAGCAUUGAUGGUUGGGCCAUUAGUUCUGAUUAAUGAAAGGAUGGACUGGUAGUUCUGUUUUCUUUCUUCUUAUCGAUCAUUUUAGAUCUACUUCUAAUUAGUACACAAGAGUUUAGUACUCUUAAAGGACCCUUGAAAAACACCAGAUUACUCUUUAAAUUAGUCCGAUUGGAAGUUGAAUGCCAAUGUGUCGUGGAAAUUUGAGAAGCAUUGUGGUGGAGUGGGAUGAGUGGUUUGUGAUUCUCUUGGAUCUCUUAUUCGUUUCGCGGUUUGUAAGUUUGCUCAAGAAUGGUCCAUCAAGUUGGAAGCCCAAGCGAUUAUUAAGUGCCUCAACUUUCUUUUCUUCUAUUGAUAUCUGCCUCCCUUUCCAUUGUGGUUGAAUCUGAUGUUAGGGAGGUUGUGGAUUUGAUUAACAUCUGCUCUUCAGAUUUCAUUGAGGUGAAAAAUUCGGUUGACAACAUUGGUGCUUUGGUGAGGUGUUUGGGAGUUGUCUUCUUCUCAUUUUGCCUCCAUGCUGGGAUUGAGGUUGCUCAUUGUGUUGCUUGUAAUGCUACUGGUUUUUCAAAUUCUUUUAGUUUUUGUUCAUUUCUUCCCAUUCCAAAGAUUGAGUGAGAAGUUGGGUUUCUAAUUUUUUUUUUAUUAAAUUCAUGACGUUAUUAAUAGUGAUUUUUCUUAUUCUCGGUGUCAAGGGCUUUUCUUUACGUUAUGAUCUUGUUAUUAUGCUCCAUUUCCAAUUAGUGUUUAUUAUUAUGCCUAACUUUAUCAAAAAGGAAGGCUUUAGAUUUGAAAGUUGAAAUGGAGCUCUUGUUUGCUUUUUGAAUGUUUUAGGUCAUCUCCUACUUUCAACUUUUGUGGCUGUAUGUCUCUUUCAUGCACAACAUAGCCCGUAAUAUCUGCCCUUUUAAAUACUGAACUUAAUUUUCACCCAUGAAAGGACUUUUGCCUCUUUUUCAUUUCACUUUUACAUUUUGAAGUGAAAUACAUACACACUUGUUUGAUGUGGAUUCUCAGAGAAUAGUGUUCAAAAUUUGUUGGGUUUUUAAAAAUGAAGGUCCAGUUUUAUUUAUGUCAUGUCGCAUUAAUUCAUCUGGACCAUGCAGUUGCAGAAGGUAAAGUACAAGUGGAGGCUUGGAGGCCAAGAAUUACCCUCAGGAUACGACACAGAGGAUCAAGUGGAUGGCCUUGAAAUUGGAUUCGGAGUGUGUUUGGCUUAGAAAGCGACUGUAUGAAAUAGAAAGGAAAAAUGUUGACUGCCUUGUUUGUCACGCAUAUAAUCCGAAGAAAAAAAGGUGACUAAAUCCAAUCCGAAAUUCCAUGGCUGGGAACUGGGAUUUGACCUCAAAGAUGAUGCUCCAGUCCACUCUAGGCGAAUUUACCUUUUUAUCUUUUUAGUUCAUUAUCACUACAUUUGUCUCCUUCAAAACAUUUCAAAUGUACAGUUUUCUCUUCUUUCUACAUUAUCUGCAUUUAAUUUUUGUACCUUCUAGAUUUGAAACAUUGGAGCUACAUUUUGCAUUUUUAUUUAGAUCUGAAUUCAUUUUUGAAAAUGGAUUUCAAUGAUAGAUUCUCACCACUAGAAAGUAGCAGAAUAUAAUUUUACUGUUUCUCUAUUUACUUCCAUUGCUAACUUUUUUCUUGAACAUUGUAACUGGAACGUAAUCCGUCAUGGUAAAGUAAAAAGUGGACUCCAAUUGAUUA